AAAAGUGUUCGAGUGAAGUGCUCAGGCAAAAGCUAAUAGCUAAUAAUUAAAUAAAAGGAAAAAGUACUAAUUUAAUUCAAUUUUAAAGUAGUGUUUGACUCAAACGUUAAAGUUAGAACGCAAUAAGUUGCAAAGUGUCAUUCAGUUAAAAAGCUAAAAUGCGCAUUUUAUUCGCUCUAUUGGCCCUGGUGGCUGUGGCGCAGGCCGUUUCCUAUGCCGAUGUUAUCAAGGAGGAGUGGCAGACCUUCAAGCUGGAGCAUCGCAAGAACUAUCUGGAUGAGACCGAGGAGCGUUUUCGCCUGAAGAUCUUCAAUGAGAACAAACACAAGAUUGCCAAGCACAAUCAGCGCUAUGCCGCCGGCGAAGUUAGCUUUAAGAUGGCCGUUAACAAGUACGCGGAUAUGUUGCAUCAUGAGUUCCAUACGACAAUGAAUGGCUUCAACUACACGCUGCACAAGCAGCUGCGUGCAUCUGAUCCCAGCUUUGUGGGCGUGACGUUCAUCUCGCCGGAGCAUGUCAAGAUACCCAAGUCUGUGGAUUGGCGCAGCAAGGGCGCUGUUACCGAGAUCAAGGAUCAGGGACAUUGCGGCAGCUGUUGGGCCUUCUCCAGCACCGGCGCUUUGGAGGGUCAGCAUUUCCGUAAGGCAGGCACUUUGAUCUCGCUCUCCGAGCAGAAUCUGGUCGAUUGCUCCACCAAGUACGGCAACAAUGGCUGCAAUGGUGGUCUGAUGGACAAUGCCUUCCGUUAUAUUAAGGAUAAUGGUGGUAUCGAUACCGAGAAAUCGUAUCCGUAUGAGGGCAUUGAUGAUUCCUGCCAUUUCAACAAGGCCACCAUUGGCGCCACGGAUCGCGGAUCCGUUGAUAUACCCCAGGGUGAUGAGAAAAAGAUGGCUGAGGCUGUGGCCACCAUUGGACCCGUUUCGGUUGCGAUUGAUGCCUCUCACGAGUCCUUCCAGUUCUACUCCGAGGGCAUCUACAAUGAGCCACAGUGUGAUCCACAAAAUCUGGAUCAUGGUGUGCUCGUCGUGGGCUAUGGCACCGAUGAAAGUGGCCAGGACUAUUGGCUGGUCAAGAACUCGUGGGGUACCACCUGGGGCGACAAGGGCUUCAUCAAGAUGGCGCGCAAUGCAGACAAUCAGUGCGGCAUUGCCUCAGCCUCCAGCUAUCCGCUGGUCUAGAACAACAUAUAUGCACCACCGCUCAACCUCAUUUAUUUAAUCACAGAGAAGGACCUCUAUAUUCCGAAGCGAGCAUCUCAAAAGUAAACUUAUAAUUUAAUGGGCAUAUGUUACGAUCUGCAAAACUCAUCAUCGCAUUUUUUAUAUGAUUUGCCAUUAAAAGUGAAUACAAAUUAGGCAUAUUACAAUGUUGAUGUUUUGUACAAAAUAAUAAAAAAUAUUUUUAAAGAGAA
This is a messenger RNA of Drosophila novamexicana, 1411 nucleotides long. RefSeq names its product cathepsin L. Gene Ontology annotation, molecular function: cysteine-type endopeptidase activity. Gene Ontology annotation, cellular component: lysosome. NCBI's taxonomy places the organism in Eukaryota, Metazoa, Arthropoda, Insecta, Diptera, Drosophilidae. The record is from RefSeq and is a predicted model, not a curated record. Gene Ontology annotation, biological process: immune response. Bases 159 to 1178 code for a protein of 339 amino acids. The transcript has 4 exons.